AAGGAAGAGCCGCCAGGAUUAUAAACUCGCCGCUGCCCUUUGCGUAAGGGAAAGCAACGAAGACUCAGGCGAGCCCAGCCGGAGGAGAGGAGAUUAAGGAUUUUGUGUGGACAAAUACGUGCACAUUUGAGGCUGGACAAUAGCUAACCUCAAAGUCAGAGAUGUUAUUCCCAUGGAAACAGAUGUUUCUGCUUUUCUCUGUUGGCUGCUUUGGAGGUAUUGAACACUUAAAGACAAAAAUAAGAAGUACUGUAUCUGUCCGGGAAGGGCAAGGGGUUGUUCUCCUCUGUGGAGCAUCAGUUCAUUCUGGAGAACUUUCCUAUGCUUGGAUCUUUAAUGAAUACCCAACGUUUGUGCAAGAAGAUAGUCGGAGGUUUGUUUCUCAGGAAACUGGACAUCUCUACAUAGCUAAAGUAGAGCCAUCUGAUGUAGGAAAUUAUACCUGUGUCGUGACUAGUGCUGUAACUAACACCAACACCCUUGGAUCACCAACACCUUUGGUGCUACGGACUGAUGGUGUGAUGGGGGAAUAUGAACCCAAAAUAGAAGUUCAGUUUCCUGAAACAGUUCCUGCUGCUAAAGGAUCAACUGUGAAACUAGAAUGCUUUGCUCUUGGAAAUCCAGUUCCUCGAAUUAACUGGAGAAGAACUGAUGGGACACCAUUUCCAAGCAAAGUAAUGUUGAGAAAAUCCAAUGGCAUGAUUGAAAUUCCCAAUUUCCAACAAGAAGAUGCUGGUCUCUAUGAGUGUAUCACUGAAAAUAGUAGAGGGAAGAACGUUGCAAAGGGACGUCUCACAUAUUAUGCCAAGCCUCACUGGGUUCAAUUGAUAAAAGAUUUUGAAGCUGCAGUGGAGGACAACAUAUACUGGGAGUGCAGAGCAAGUGGCAAACCUAAGCCUUCCUACAGAUGGGUGAGAAAUGGAGAACCUCUAGCAUUAGAGGGAAGAAUACAAAUUGAAAAUGGAGCUUUGACUAUAACAAACUUAAACUUGACAGAUUCUGGCAUGUACCAGUGUAUAGCAGAGAACAAACAUGGUACAAUAUAUGCCAGUGCCAAUCUCCGAGUUGUAGCUUCUGCUCCCGACUUUUCUAAAAGCCCAGUGAAGAAACUGAUUCAGCUUCUAAAGGGCAGCACAGCUCAUUUUGAGUGCAAGCCAAAAGCUUCCCCUAAAGCGACAACUAUUUGGAAAAAGGGAGGUGAGCUGCUCCAAGAAAAUGAAAGAAUAUCAUUCUUAAAAGAUGGAAGCUUCCAAAUAACUAAUGUGAGUAAAUCAGAUGCUGGAAGUUAUACCUGCCUGGCAGAAAACAAGUUUGGAAAAGCUAAUAGCUCAACUACUUUAUUAGUAACAGAUCCAACCCGGAUAAUAUUGGCACCAUCAAAUAUGGAUGUGACUGUAGGAGAAAGUAUAAUUUUACCCUGCCAAGUUCAGCAUGACCCACUCCUGGAUAUAAGUUUCACAUGGUAUUUUAAUAGUGCAUUGACUGACUUCAGAAAAGAUGCAUCCCAUUUUGAGAGAGUAGGUGGGAGUGCAUCUGGAGACUUAAUGAUUAGGAAUAUCCAGCUGAAACACAGUGGAAAAUAUGUGUGUACAGUGAAGACUGAAGUGGAUAGUGUAUCAUCUGCAGCAGAUCUUAUAGUACGAGGUUCACCUGGACCUCCAGAGCAUGUAAAAGUGGAUGAAAUAACAGCUACAACAGCUCAAAUUUCUUGGUACGAGGGCUUAGAUAAUCACAGUCCAAUCACUGGCUACACUAUUCAGGCCAGGACACCAUUUUCAGUGGGUUGGCAAAGAGCCAGAACAGUUCCUGAUGUCAUUGAUGGGAGAACAUUCUUGGCUGCCGCAGUAGAUUUAAACCCUUGGGUUGAAUAUGAAUUCCGUGUAGUUGCCAACAACAAAAUUGGAGGUGGAGAACCUAGUUUACCCUCAGAAAAAGUAAGAACUGAAGAGGCAGUUCCAGAAGUACCACCAUCUGAAGUAAGUGGAGGUGGAGGCAGCAGGUCUGAAUUGGUCAUAACAUGGGAUCCAGUUCCUGAAGAAUUACAGAAUGGUGAAGGAUUUGGUUAUGUAGUUGCUUUCCGACCUCUUGGCAUUACAACCUGGAUACAGACAGUUGUCACAUCACCUGACACCCCAAGAUAUGUCUUUAGGAAUGAAAGCAUCUUGCCAUUUUCACCCUAUGAAGUCAAGGUUGGCGUAUACAAUAAUAAAGGAGAAGGACCGUUUAGUCCAGUGGCCACAGUGUAUUCUGCAGAAGAGGAGCCUACAAUAGCUCCUUCUGGUGUAUCUGCAAAUAGUCUCUCUUCUUCCACAAUUGAAGUUACCUGGAUUCCCAUUCCUUGGAAAAUGGGCAGUGGGAGAUUAUUAGGCUAUGAGGUAAGAUAUUGGAACAAUGAUGGGAAAGAACAGUCUUCAAACAAAGUAAGAGCCACAGGAAAGGAGACCUCAGUGAAAAUAACAGGCUUGAUGAGCAACUUGGUAUAUUAUACAGCUGUUCGAGCAUACAACAGUGCAGGAGCGGGUCCUUUCAGUGUCACUGUCAAUGCUACCACAAAAAAGCCACCACCCAGCCAGCCUCCAGGAAAUUUAGAGUGGAACAUUACUGACUCCAGGGUAGUGCUGAACUGGGAACAGGUGCAUGCCAUGGAAAAUGAAUCAGAAGUAGUGGGCUAUAAGGUUUUAUAUUGGACUAGCAGUCAGAACCAGCUCAGUAUCCUGGACACAAAUAGAACAUCUGCAGAACUUUUGCUGCCUUUGAAUGAUGAUUAUGUUAUAGAAGUGAAAGCAGUGACUGAUGGUGGAGAUGGCAUUAGCAGUGACCAGAUUAAAGUCCCCAAAUUAGCAAGUAUGGAUGCAAGAGGAAGUUGUGCAGAAAUCUUAAAUUGCCUCUCCAGCUUGAUGUCAAUAACUCUGUUUUUGAUUUUCAAUGCAAUAUUGUGA
Messenger RNA from Ahaetulla prasina, 2939 nucleotides. Its product is annotated as contactin-3-like. Bases 162 to 2939 code for a protein of 925 amino acids. Lineage: Eukaryota; Metazoa; Chordata; Lepidosauria; Squamata; Colubridae. The transcript is spliced from 21 exons. The record is from RefSeq and is a predicted model, not a curated record. Gene Ontology annotation, biological process: cell-cell adhesion; brain development. Gene Ontology annotation, molecular function: cell-cell adhesion mediator activity.